GAGACAGUGAGAGAGGGAACACAAGCAGGGGGAGUGAGAGAGGGAGAAGCAGGCUUCCUGCGGAGCAGGGAGCCCGAUGCGGGGCUCGAUCCCAGGACCCUGGGAUCAUGACCUGAGCCAAAGGCAGACGCUUAACAACCGAGCCACCCAGGCACCCAAGAGGGACUUUAAUCGCCUUUCCAACCAGGGCCUGGCAGAAUGGCUCCUGAGAAGAAGGGUGGCGAGAAGAAGGGCCGUUCUGCCAUCGACGAGGUAGUGACCAGAGAAUACACCAUCAACAUUCACAAGCACAUCCAUGGAGUGGGUGUCAAGAAGCGUGCCCCUCGGGCACUCAGAGAGAUCUGGAAAUUUGCCACGAAGGAGAUGGGAACUCCAGGUGUGCGCAUUGACACCAGGCUCAAGAAAGCUGUCUGGGCCAAAGGAAUAAGGAAUGUUCCAUACCAUAUCCGUGUGCGGUUGUCCAGAAAACAUAACGAGGAUGAAGAUUCACCAAACAAGCUCUACACACUGGUUACCUAUGUACCUGUCACGGCUUUCAAAAAUCUAUAGACAGUUAAUGUGGAUGAGAACUAAUCGCUGAUUGUCAAAUAAAGGUAUAAAACUGCAAAAAAAAAAAAAA
This is a messenger RNA of Mirounga angustirostris (Northern elephant seal), 619 nucleotides long. Its product is annotated as large ribosomal subunit protein eL31-like. Bases 199 to 549 code for a protein of 116 amino acids. NCBI's taxonomy places the organism in Eukaryota, Metazoa, Chordata, Mammalia, Carnivora, Phocidae. Gene Ontology annotation, cellular component: ribosome; cytosolic large ribosomal subunit. The record is from RefSeq and is a predicted model, not a curated record. Gene Ontology annotation, molecular function: structural constituent of ribosome. The transcript has a single exon. Gene Ontology annotation, biological process: cytoplasmic translation.